Heterostelium album PN500 is the source of this 1482-nucleotide messenger RNA. RefSeq lists its product as uncharacterized. Gene Ontology annotation, molecular function: protein binding. NCBI's taxonomy places the organism in Eukaryota, Evosea, Eumycetozoa, Acytosteliales, Acytosteliaceae. Gene Ontology annotation, cellular component: cytoplasm. Bases 1 to 1482 code for a protein of 493 amino acids. The transcript has 7 exons. The record is from RefSeq and is a predicted model, not a curated record.
AUGAUCAACGGUGGCGAUGAUGUUAUCAAUAAUAGUCCAUUCCUCUUACAUUCAAAAGUUUGUGAAAACAAUCUUAAUGAAGUAGUUAGAUUACUUAAAAUAACAUUCUAUCGUGAUAAUAUUGAUCUUAGAGAUCUACAUGGUUAUCCUGCAUCUCACUAUGCUAUACAUUUUGGAUAUAAAGAAAUAUUACAAAUAUUAUUACAAAAUGGAGCAGAUCCUACCAAGAAGAGUUUAGCAGGUUGGUCAUGUAUGCAAGAGGCUCUCGGUAGAUGUGAUAAAGAGUUGGUUGCUAUCAUUCUACACGCUACUAAAUUGAAAAUACAUAAUGAAUUCAAGAAAAGAAUACCAAAUCUAUUAAGUGCUUUAAAUAAUAUUCCUGAUUUUGAGAUGGAUUUGAAAUGGGAAUUCAAAAGUUGGGUACCACUUGUUAGUAGAUUCUGUCCAUAUGAUAAUUAUAAAAUCUAUAAGAGAGGAUCUUCAUUUAGAGUGAAUACAACAAUUACAGGUAUCGAGGGUAUUACAUUCAAGAGAGGUGAAUUAUCUUUUAUUUUCAAUGGUGAACAACAGAAACUAUAUUCAGUUGAUUUUGGAAAGAAACAAUAUGCUGAAUUAUCAUUGGCCAAGGCAACGGAUGCCAAAGCUGUGGAAGAAGAGGAAGUCGACAUCCUGUUGAGUGUAAAGAAUAUCAAUAGAGUAAAGUUAUUACAGGAUCAAAUUGUUUUCUCACCUUCAAAGUCUUGGUUUGGCAAUGAAAAGUUUGAGCGUAUUGGUGAUAAUCAUGGAUGGAAUGCAAAGAUCUACAAUGUCUCUGGUAUAGAUUUAAAGAUAAUGUCAAGAAAGAAUCGUUUGGCAAAUGGAAAUGGAAAAGAAAAAGAUAAGGAUAAGGAAAAGGAUAAAGAGAUUUGUGAUUAUGAGACCAAUACUACUACUACAACGACAACAACAACUACAACCACCACCUCCUCUAAUGAAAUUACACCUACAUCAUCAACUGAUAUUCAUCAUCAUUUUCAAAGAAGAAAGGAUCUAAAGAUCAGAGAGAGCUCUAUGAAGAGUAAGAUUAUGACAAAAGACUACUUUGCAGUACCACAGAAUUUCGAUUUGAAGUAUCAUAUCGAUAAUAUCGAUAAAUCAAAGAUAAAGGAGACCGGUUUGUUGUGUGAAGGCGAAUCUGUCAGUGUUAAAAGUAAAAACUUUGAGGGAACUAUUUGGAUAUCAGAUGAGUUUCCAAGAAAGAUUACAGAUUUACUACCGAUAUUCGAAGUUUUGACACCAACCAACAAAUUAUUCAGUCGAUUGAAUGAGUUUGUGUCACUAAAGUUCCCAUCGGAUGGAUUCCCAGUGAAACUCGAUUUCCCUGUUGUACCAACCAUCACAGCAACAGUGACAUUCCAAAACUAUGUAGAGAGAGAAGAUAUCAAGCCAGAUUUGUUUGAGGUUCCAAGAGACUUUGUAAAGAAGAAGAGACUUACAAAUUAA